UCUCCGUGAUCUGCAAAACACACAGUGGGAGUUAUGGAGGGAAUGAUGCAGAACCAACUUCAGCAGCCGCAGCAGCUACAGCCACCUCAGCCAGCGGCGGAGAGGUUAAACCAGGCAUUGCAGCAGCAGCUCAAUCUGGAACAAGUUAAGACCCGCGCCAUCAGCCUGUUCAAAGCAAUCUCUCGGAUUCUGGAAGACUUCGAUGCCUACGCUCGCACAAAUACGAACCCCAAAUGGCAAGAUAUUUUGGGGCAAUAUUCCAUGGUGAACCUUGAGCUUUUCAACAUCGUUGACGAAAUGAAGAAGGUAUCUAAGGCAUUUGUUGUACAUCCGAAGAAUGUCAAUGCUGAGAAUGCUACAAUACUACCCGUUAUGCUCUCCUCUAAACUUCUUCCUGAAAUGGAGAUUGAUGACAACUCCAAAAGAGAGCAAUUGCUUCAGGGGAUGCAGAACCUGCCAGUAACAACUCAAAUUGAGAAAUUGAAGGCAAGACUUGAUAUGAUUGCAGCAGCCUGUGAAGGCGCUGAAAAAGUUUUGGCUGAUACUCGUAAAGCCUAUUGUUUUGGAACUCGUCAAGGCCCUGCUAUUGCCCCAACUUUGGACAAGGGACAGGCUGCAAAAAUUCAAGAGCAAGAAAAUCUACUUCGAGCUGCGGUAAAUGCUGGUGAAGGAUUGCGUUUAUCCGGAGAUCAGAGGCAUAUUACUCCUGCUCUUCCAAUGCAUUUAGCAGAUGUCCUUCCUGUCCAUGAGCCUCCACAACCCUUUGGUGAUACAUCUGGCAUGUAUAUGAAGAAUACCCCGCUUACAUCAAACAAUAUGGUUGGCCCGAAUUCGUUAUUACAGGGCUCGGGAGCACAACUUAUGGGAAGAUCAGCUGCUUCUCCUUCUGCUGCAACUAGCACCACUUCUUUAGACAACACAACAGCGUCACCAAUGCCAUAUGCUAACUCACCUAGGUCUUCUACUAAUAUGAUGAAUACACCAUCUCCUCAGCAACAAACCCCUCAGCAGCAGCAGCAGCAGCAGCAGCAGCCUCAGACUCAGCAGCAGCAACGGCAGAAACUGAUGCAGUUACCUCAACAUCAACAGCAGCAAUUCCUUGCUCAGCAACAGUUUAGGCAAUCUGCAAUGCAAGGAAUGGGACAGAUGCAUGGGCAACAUCAGAUGCAGUUUUCACAAUCACUUGGGCAUCAGCAAUUUCAGGGCAGACAACUGUCUUCGGCUCAUGUUCAGCAUGGCAUUGGUCAAAGCCAACUCAACCAAGGAAAUCAGAUGAAUCGCUUGAGCCAGUUUUCGGGUCCUGCUAAUAGUGCAUUAUUCAGUGCUGCUCAGGCAACACCCAAUACCCAAAUGAUACCUAACAUUUCUGGGGCAAUGGCGUCGCGGAUGCAGUUUGGAUUAUCUGGAAACAACCCUCAGCGAAGUCAUCCUUCCCAGAUGUUGAGUGAUCAAAUGUUUAAUAUGGGAGGGGGUAAUCCCGGCAGUAUGAUGCCUUUACAGCAGCAGCAGCAGCAGCAGCCACAACAGCAGCAACAUAGUUCACAAGGUGCGUUUGGUAGCAUGGCCCCAAAUAGUCAGAAUCUACAACCUGGUAUGGUGGCACUUCCAAACACGUCACAGACUCAUCCUAAUUUCUCUCAACAGAGACAGCAAAAUCCACAGUGAUGCAGUGUGCUUAUGUAAAUCUUUUACAAGUGUUGUUACCUUGUAUUAGAAUUCAGAAACCAGUUGCUAUGAGCAACAUAAAAUGGCUGCCCAUUUCAGUUCAAAAUAUUAUAUUUUCAAUAAAAUAUAUUUUCUUGAUAAAA
This is a messenger RNA of Neltuma alba, 1808 nucleotides long. Its product is annotated as mediator of RNA polymerase II transcription subunit 8. The transcript has 11 exons. NCBI's taxonomy places the organism in Eukaryota, Viridiplantae, Streptophyta, Magnoliopsida, Fabales, Fabaceae. Gene Ontology annotation, cellular component: mediator complex. The coding region runs from base 34 to 1665 and encodes 543 amino acids. The record is from RefSeq and is a predicted model, not a curated record.